This is a messenger RNA of Syngnathus typhle (broad-nosed pipefish), 1823 nucleotides long. It is a transcript of the gene pym1, whose product is annotated as PYM homolog 1, exon junction complex associated factor. The coding region runs from base 286 to 900 and encodes 204 amino acids. Gene Ontology annotation, molecular function: RNA binding. The record is from RefSeq and is a predicted model, not a curated record. The transcript has 3 exons. Lineage: Eukaryota; Metazoa; Chordata; Actinopteri; Syngnathiformes; Syngnathidae. Gene Ontology annotation, cellular component: exon-exon junction complex; cytoplasm. Gene Ontology annotation, biological process: exon-exon junction complex disassembly.
AAGAAGAAGAAGAAUUAUUUAAAGAAAAAAAAAAAGAGAACCAGAGAAGCUGUUGAAGAACGUGACAGAAGACUUGUCAAGAACAAGUCCAAAAGAAGCGGAAGCCACCCGUGCUUACGUGGCUUAUAAUGUCACGAGAGAGACCAAGUCGAUGGCAACGUAAUGCGUAUUUGACCACGCUAACGCUUCUGUAGUGUGUGCGUGCCUGUUUCGCGCCGAGAAGCGCGGACCUCUCGGGAGCUUUGAACCGUGCCACAGAGGGAAACUUCAAAAUGGCCACCCCCUAUGUUACUGAUGAAUCCGGUUGCCUUCAGCGCUGUUACUGUUUGUUGGGCAGGAAAAUACAUUGCCGCCACACAGCGACCGGACGGCACGUGGAGGAAACCACGUCGGGUGAAGGAGGGCUACGUUCCCCAAGAAGAAGUUCCGGUAUAUGAAAACAAAUAUGUGAAGUUCUUCAAAAGCAAACCGGGUCUUCCACCAGGCCUGAGCGCAUGUGACGCCGAGCCCUUAAAGCAGCAGCGGCAUCACAAGAUCCCGGGUUGCGCGGACGGCGACGCCGUCGCAGCGCUCUCCAAGUCGACCAAACGCAACCUGAAACGGAAAGAAAAGCGUAAACAGCAGCAACAGCACGAACCGGAGGAGAGCGCGGCACACGUGGCGUCUCUCUCCGACGCAGUUGAGAACGUGAGCAUCUCGGCGGGCGGCGAGCCAGCAGAUGCGGCAGCGGAAAAGGCAAAGAAGAUUAAGAAUAUGCGAAAGAAGCUGCGUCAGGCGGAGGAGCUCCAGCAAAAGGUGGACUCGGGAGAAAUCAAGCAGCCUACGCAGGACCAGUUGGAAAAGUUGGCCCGGGCCAAGACUCUGCGAGACCACUUGGAGCAAGUGGAAAGCCACUCGUGAGUUUCCGUUUCAUCUCACAAUUAGCCGCCUCUACGUGGAGCCGCGUAUUCCCGUAUUAGAAGCAGGCACACAAUGAAAAGGCUCCCCACAAACAUGUCGGUCGGAAAUAAAAAUCCCAAAUGACUUCAUUGGGAUCCAAUCCCAACGGGCGUCAUGUCAAGACGUCCUCCACUGGAAUAGCCUGGACAAAAAAGCCCGACUAGCCCAAAGACCCAGACGCGGCGGCGCUGUACUGGCCACUGAAGAGUCUCAUCAAGGCGGGGCAAACCCGUGAAAACAGCCAGCGAAACGAACCGAUCGGGCAAGAGCCGAUGUGACGUCUGGAGCUUGGACUCUCUUUUGAAACAAACGCUUCCAGUGCCACUGUAAGCUGCUGGGGCUUCAAUGACUUUUUGGCUUUCUGACUUUAUUGCCGAAUGAAACAAACAAUGGUCUUUCCCGAGCCCCAUUUUAAAUGCCGUGAGGAUGGACUUUGGCCGGAGCGGGACGGUGCCUACCUACCUACCUACCCACCUACCCACCUACCGCGAAAGACGUCACAGCACCAAUUUGACUGGAUUGUUCCAUUAGAAACGCGUGCCCUCCCUCCGCACCUACUGACGCUGUCUGAGCCUAGUUCGACUGCGACGGAAUAACUUGUUUUUUUGCAUACUUUUAACCUGUUAAGACGGAGAGAAACGUAACAAAAGUAUGAUUUGAACUGUCUGCGCAAACAAAAUCUCAUUUGAACGAUGGUUUGCCGAAAUAAUAUACUAGUUCCGUUUCAAAAGGGGUACAAGAGGCCAGAAGCUUUUCCAGUACCAUCCCUUCAUACUAACGCAAAAAAGAAGACGUUAAUCAUUCUUCAAAGGAGGUGGAAAUAACGAGAAAAGAUGUAAGAACAUUUAGAAUAAAAUAAAUCAAUGAAUAACUUCAAAUAGAAA